Pogonomyrmex barbatus (red harvester ant) is the source of this 737-nucleotide messenger RNA. RefSeq names its product dynein axonemal heavy chain 7. Gene Ontology annotation, molecular function: ATP hydrolysis activity; dynein light intermediate chain binding; ATP binding. The record is from RefSeq and is a predicted model, not a curated record. Gene Ontology annotation, cellular component: dynein complex. Gene Ontology annotation, biological process: microtubule-based movement. Lineage: Eukaryota; Metazoa; Arthropoda; Insecta; Hymenoptera; Formicidae.
AUGCCUGAAAUUUUUGAAAAACACCGAGAAAUAGUUGCGAGUAAAACGGGCGAAUAUCAGGCAAUGCUCAAAGUUAGAAUCGAAAAAUUUCAACAGGAUCUUCAGCUUUAUGCAAAAUAUUGUGACGAAUUACAAUAUUGGGGCAAUAUCGAGGAGAUACAACGAUAUAAGAAAAAGGCUGCGAGUCUUGAUAAAAAGUUGAUAGCUGCUAUGGAUAUAAUCGCAGAAUUCAAUGAAGAGGAGAAAUUAUUCGAUUGGGAAAUGUCACAAUAUCCUUUAAGGAAGAAGAUAGCGGAUAAAUUGGCACCCUACAAAAAAUUCUACGAUAUUGCCUGUGAAUUUUUAACUAAUCAUGAAAAAUGGACUGAAGCUAUGAUAGGCUUGUACGAUCCUGAGGUGAUCGAGACCGAAACGAGCAAUGCAUCUCGCUUAGUGUUCAAGUUGGAAAAAACUUUUGAAGAACCUGCGGUGAGGAAGCUGGUAGAAAUCGUAAAGAUGAAAAUCGAAGAGUUUAAAGAGCAUAUGCCGGUAAUACUGACUCUCGGAAACCCCUCUCUGAAGAGCCGUCAUUGGGAGCAGAUUUCGGAAAUUGUUGGAUUUCCGAUAAAAAUCGAUCAAUAUAUGACAUUGGCCAAGGUAAAGGCAAACUUAACUUGCUUGUCACUUGACUCAGACUCAUUGUAAUCGUAUUUAUACUUCAUAGAUUCUCGACUAUGGUUUAGGCGAUUACGUCGUGA